Caenorhabditis elegans is the source of this 3403-nucleotide messenger RNA. It is a transcript of the gene vab-8, whose product is annotated as Kinesin-like protein vab-8. Lineage: Eukaryota; Metazoa; Nematoda; Chromadorea; Rhabditida; Rhabditidae. Gene Ontology annotation, molecular function: microtubule motor activity; microtubule binding; ATP binding. The transcript is spliced from 15 exons. The record is from RefSeq and is marked reviewed. Bases 10 to 3210 code for a protein of 1066 amino acids. Gene Ontology annotation, biological process: microtubule-based movement. Gene Ontology annotation, cellular component: cytoskeleton.
ACCUUAUGAAUGGAGGCAUGCAGCAGUAAGACCUCGCUGCUUCUUCAUUCGCCGUUGCGAACGAUUCCGAAACUUCGACUAUGUGCCAGUAUAAGCAGUGAAGAUGUUGCACAUGGUCGGUGCAGUCUCACUGAUCAACACUUGCAAAUCGAAGGAAAGAACUAUUCGAAAACGACAUUUGAUCAUAUCUUUAGAACAGAUGCUACACAGGAUGAUAUGUAUACGGCAUUUCUAUCGGAUACAAUAAAUUCAGUAUUCGCUGGAAAUGAUGCAACAGUUUUAGCAAUGGGAGCUAAAACUAAUGGAAAAGACGAACGUCUCUACGGGAACAGCGUUUCAAGAAACGGGUUGGUUCAAAUGGCCAUCACUCAAUUAAUGAAUGCCCUUGAUGAUAACAAAGAUUCGGAAGAACGAAUACAAGUUCGAAUGUCUGCAAUUAUGGUGUCACAAAAUGAAUCUUCAAUAGUCGAUUUGUUAAGUCCAUUCAAUCCAGAUCCACGUCACCGAGUGGUUAAAAUAGUGGAUGAUGCUCGAACAGGAGUAUUUAUCGAUAAUGAGAGUGAAAUUCGUGUCGAGACCAUUGAUCAGGCAUUAUUUUAUUUGAAUACUGCAGUGGAUCAUCGAAUGAUUCAAGACGAGCAUACCCAUCGAACAAGCCACGUGUUCAUAUCACUAAGCUUGUAUUCGUAUAAAAUGGGUGACAAAAUGCAAGGAGGACGUCGUCGACUUUGUUUCUUGGAUAUGGGAAUUGGUGAGAGAAAUUCAACAAAUGGAGGAAUGACAAUGCCAGCAUUAGGGAGUAUUCUUUUGGCAAUGGUUCAAAGAAAUAAACAUAUUCCAUCAAGGGACUCGUCAGUGUGUCAACUCAUCCGAUGUGCAUUGAGUACGUCAAGAUUCACGACGUUCGUUUUUUCAUUUGGUGCCAAGAGUGACGAUAACGAGAACAUUGCACAUUUGGCUUGUAAAAUCGCAAGGACUCGAGCAAAGAGUAUGGUUGGACAUGGAAGGAAGUCAUCAGGGACAAUGUCAACUGGAACAAUGGAAUCAAAUUCUUCAUCAUGUGGAACAACUACAAUCACACCGGGAGGCACUCCUAGAACACAACGAAGAUUUGAAUUAGAAUCCGGAUCAGAGCUAAGUGCAGCUGAAACUGUGAUAUUCUUGGGUCCGAAUUCCUCAAGAACAGCAUCACCAGCUUCCACAACAAUGCCAUUUACACCUACAUCGAUACGACCUCUUCAUCGAACGACACGAAAUCACAGCGGAGUCGAGGCGUUGAGCAAGCCGUUGAGUGUUGAGACAAAGAGCUCUCCAACACACAACUGCCACGACGGUUGUAUUCAUUCAAUCCCUCCCAUGCUCCGUGGACACACGCCAUUCCUCUCUGCAUCACUGAAACUGUACGACGAGUUGUGCUCUCCGCCAAGUUCAUCUCGAGCAUCUCCAGCUCCUCCAGCAGCGUUCGGUGGUAAAACUUCAGAGAAACGCGAAGACUUUGGUAUCAUGAUUGCCCAACCAAGUAUUCCUCUAAUGAAAGCUAAAUCUAAGUAUAACUUGGACGAUGGUAAAAUGAAACAAAUAAUGCAAUGGAUGGAAACAUCAGAAGCACCUCCGAUCCUCUUUUCAUCUCCUUGCUAUGAGAAUUCAGCCACAAGUGUUGAAGAACUCCGUGAAUGUGUUGGAAUUCUUUCUCAUCCUUUAGAAGAUAUUAUUGAACAGGAAGAAGAAUCAAUGCGAACUUCAACAGCAACAACAGGCGGGUCUAAAAAAGAUCAUCCUCUUCGAAUUUUGAGCAAACAGGAUCUAAACGUAGAACCAGAGAUAAAAGAUAAACAAGAAGAAAACGAACUGGAACUCGUGAUGGCUGCUUCUCUAUCUUCAAUGCGUUCUCAUGAUAUUCUAGCAAAGUUGGAAGCGAUGCGAAACGCCCAAAAUGGAAACUCUGUUCAAAAUAUUGGAAAUUCUCAAUCAAAUACUGAUAUGGAUGUUUCUGAAAUGGAUGUUUACCGGAGAGCAAGCCAUUUGGAAGAAUAUGCAAUGCAAAGAGUUCGAGAAAUUGAGGAAAAUAAAUUGAAGAAUAAGAAGAAAAUUAAAUUAGGAUUGAACUGUUGUCAGCAGCAAAGCAUGAUUUCAUCGGGCAGUACUGUUGUUGAUUGGAGCCAAAUUGAACGAAAAAAAGAAAAAGAGCGAGAAGUUCAUGAAGAAGAAAUGCGAAAAGAAAUGUUAAGAGAACGGCGAGCGAAACUAAAAAUCACCGAACUUGAAAUCAAACGAGAACGUAAUUUAAUUGACAAAGAACUUGAUGAUAAAAAGGGAAUUGCCAAUUCAAUUGCACGUCAACUCCAACACUUCUCUCUAUCACCAUGUCGUGGAGGACGUACUCAUCGAUCAGUGUCCACACAUCGAAUUGAUCCACCAAAUGCUUCUCUUCCUUCUACUCCAACUAUGUCACAUAAAAAGGUUAUCGGAGGAAGUUUAGCUAAACUCUCAGCGUCAGGAGCAUCUGGAUCUACUGGAGCUCCACCAUCUCCUGCUCUUGGGUACCAUCAGAGCUUACCAAGACACUCGAAACUUCCAACAUCAGUCAAUGGGCGACGUGCUUCUGCAGAAAGAGAAAGAAAAUCAAAUAAGGCCUCAAGAAAUUCCUGUUCCAAAGAAAGAAAGAUCAGUGGAAGUAAAGAAGAACUCCAAUGGAGAAGUCCUUAUGCUCAAAUGACGUCACCGAAAUCAUAUGGUGGACCUGGUACCUCAUCAUCAGGAAGAGGGUCUAGUGCCCCUGGCUCUGAUUUUGAAACUCCAGUGGUUUCUACAACUGAAAAAUCUGCAAAUGGAACAAUUCCGAGAUCGAAGAGACAAAGCUAUUCGGCUUCAUCUGGAUACGAGUCAGCAAAUGAUUAUCAUAUUUAUUCAACGACAAACAAGAAACCUCACAUUCUUGACAAAAAACGAAACGAAGAAAAACUUUCACUUGUACGGCAGGCCGAUGAGAUUCGUCAUCGACAGUGGCAACUGAAAAAAGAACUCGAAGAAGCGAAAAGAGCUAUUGGACAGGAAGAUGAUGCAAAAAUGAUCGCGAAUUCAAGUGACCAGAGACUAAACGGGUUAAGUCGAACGACAAUGAUUGAUGCGAUGCUUCAAGAAAAUCGAAUUCUUGAGAAGCGGCUAGUUGCAUGUCGAAAUCAUUCAAUGCUGGUUACCACUUUCAUUUAGAUCAUUUCUUCUUCUUCCAUUUACAAAUCCCCCCGAAUCAACCAGGUGUUCUCUUUUCCCCAGUAUUUCAUUGUUUCCAAACCGAUCAAUAAUCAUUUUAUGUGAUUGUAUGUGCAUAAGUUGAAUCAAAUUGUAUUGAUAUAAAUGUUAUCAAAUUUACUUGGUAAUUAAUAAACAAGUAUACAACUUUGAA